AUGGCGAAGCGUGCCGCGGAGGACGGCGCGUCGGGGCAGGAGCCCAAGGUCGCGCGCACGGAGGGCGACGAUCCGACACGCGAUGCGCAAGGCAGCCGCCUCGCGAAGCGCAAGGUCGCCAUCUUUUUCGGCUACUGCGGCUCGGGCUACUCGGGAUUGCAAAUCAACCCCGGCGUGCCAACGAUUGAGGGCGAUAUCUUUGACGCGUUUUGCCGUGCGGGCGCGGUAAGCGAGGAGAAUGCCGUGAACCCCAACAAAGUGCAGCUGCAGCGCGCUGCGCGCACCGACCGCGGCGUGCACGCAGCCGGCAACCUACUCACCCUCAAGCUCGUGCUCGAGCCGAGCUCGCUGCCGGAGGGGCAGACGCUCACCGAGUAUGUCAAUACGCUCCUUCCGCCGCAGGUGCGCAUCUGGGGCAUGCGGCGCGUGCAGAGCGCGUUCAACGCGCGCACGAGCUGCGACUCGCGCCUGUACGAGUACCUCUUGCCGACCUAUGUGUUUCUGCCGCCCAAGCCCUUUUCCUCUAUGUGGAAGAUGCUGCGCCGGCUGAACGGCGCUGAAGGCGAGAGCGACGUUGCGCCGUGGGACGACCCGGCGGUGCGCGACCUCCCGCUGCUCAACCACCCCUUUUGGAAGGAGCAGGGGUACGAGUCCGACUUCAACGAGGACAUGCACGCGAAGCGCAAGUGGCGCAUCUCGCAGGACGAGCUCGCGCGCGUGCGCGCGGUCUUUGACGCGUACACCGGCUCGCACAACUUCCACAACUAUACCGUCGGCAAAGAGUUUCGCGAUCGCAGCGCGCACCGCGUCAUGAAAAAGCUGAGCAUUUCCGAGCCCAAGAUUAUCAACGAUACCGAGUGGGUCUCGAUCAAGUUCCAUGGGCAGUCGUUUAUGCUGCACCAGAUCCGCAAGAUGAUUGGGCUGCUGGUGCUGAUCGGGCGCACCAACGCCCCGGUCUCGCUCAUCACCCAGUCGUUUGGGCCGGCGCGCAUCCACGUUCCCAAGGCGCCCGGCCUCGGGCUGCUGCUCGUCGAGCCGCACUUUGGGGGGUAUAAUAUCAAGGUUGCGAACAACAACGAGCGCAUCGACCGCAUGAUGGCGCAGCGCACGAGCGCGGGCAAGCCGAUCCCCGAGAGCGUCGAAGGCGGCAAGCGCGAGACGGUCGACUUUCACGAGUUCCAGGAGAAGAUGGACCAGUUCAAGCAGACGCACGUCUACGACGAGAUCCACCGCACCGAGGACGCCACGUCCGAGUUCGCCAAGUGGCUCAACUACCUCGACGUGUUUGUCGGGCCAGAUUUCGAGUUCCUCAAUCCCGAGGGGCAUAUUCCCGAGUGUGCGAUCCUGCGCCUGGGCGAGCAGCGCCGCGCGCCGGGCGGCCAGCCCAAGGCGCAGGACUCCGACUCCGAGACGGAGGUGGGGGCUACCGAUGACCAGGAGCUAGAGGGAUAG
Malassezia japonica is the source of this 1452-nucleotide messenger RNA. It is a transcript of the gene PUS1, whose product is annotated as tRNA pseudouridine(38-40) synthase. Gene Ontology annotation, cellular component: nucleus. The coding region runs from base 1 to 1452 and encodes 483 amino acids. Gene Ontology annotation, biological process: mRNA pseudouridine synthesis; tRNA pseudouridine synthesis. The record is from RefSeq and is a predicted model, not a curated record. Gene Ontology annotation, molecular function: pseudouridine synthase activity; RNA binding. The transcript has 3 exons. Lineage: Eukaryota; Fungi; Basidiomycota; Malasseziomycetes; Malasseziales; Malasseziaceae.